Messenger RNA from Armigeres subalbatus, 2566 nucleotides. RefSeq names its product homeotic protein empty spiracles-like. Gene Ontology annotation, molecular function: DNA-binding transcription factor activity, RNA polymerase II-specific; RNA polymerase II cis-regulatory region sequence-specific DNA binding. The transcript is spliced from 3 exons. Bases 466 to 1527 code for a protein of 353 amino acids. Gene Ontology annotation, biological process: regulation of transcription by RNA polymerase II; neuron differentiation; central nervous system development. NCBI's taxonomy places the organism in Eukaryota, Metazoa, Arthropoda, Insecta, Diptera, Culicidae. Gene Ontology annotation, cellular component: nucleus. The record is from RefSeq and is a predicted model, not a curated record.
GUUUUCAUUCCGUGUUCAGCGUUCGUUGAGCAAAGUUCCCGUGUGCGUUGUUCGUUGCUUUAUCUUGACUUCAAGUCCCUUCACCGUUGUUUCUCGCGCCACCUUCGCCGUCGCUUCCAUGUCGUGUUGUUCUGCGCCGUCGUCGGAUACACAACGCUGCCAUUGAAGAAAUCGUGUUGGCGAACAGCAAUAUUAACGGCAAAAUAGCGUACACGCUAAUUGGUGUGACUCGAGUGAUUGAUAACCACGCAACCGUGAUAUUUAGUGAAGAUAUAUAGUUGAAGUGAGUUGAUAUUUCAGUGCGUUUUCGACUAACUCAAGUGAAGAAAUUUGAAACGAGUUAAUCAGAUUGUGAAGUGUUGGAAAAGUCUUAGGCUCAACAAGGUACUCAGCGCUGAAAACGCAAGAAGAGAAUUUUAUGUGAUUUUCGGUGCGAACAAAAGUUACAAAAUUUCGACCUACAAAAUGCCGACGCUUCAACCGCGGAUAGGAUUUAGUAUCGACUCUAUAGUGGGGAAUAGUACGCCCAAGUCGCCACCUCAUGCAAUAACAAAGGUGAACAACGUGCAGCGAUCACCGAGUCCACCACAGUCUUAUUCGGUCCGGUUGAAUCGAUUGCAGAGCUUAUCGCCGCCGCAUAACUACAGCAUUACUCGGUUGCCUGAAUCUCCGCAAAGCAUACCAGAGACACAAACUCGCUUGGAGCCUCAUCCUACUACCAGUCCAGCUCUGCAGGCUCGUUUGACUCCUGAUGAUCACCACUCCGCCAAGCGGCCACGAAGCCCUUCACCGCCGUCUUCCCCGUGCGGCCCUAUGCCUCCAGUAGGAGCUCCUGGACCCAUCGUUGUACCUGGACUACCGGCUGGACUGAUACGACCCUUCCCCGUGAGCCCACCUCAGCAGCAACCGCCUCAGAAUCCUGAUAUUAAAACCCUACCACCGUUUAUGCACACACCGGAGAUGGUACAAGCCGCCCACAAUCAGCACUUCCUUGCGGCCCAGUUUCAAGCAGCCGCCCUUGCACAUGCUCAAGCGGGACAACCAUUCCCACCACACCCGGCCGCCGCUCACCUACACAACCCAAACCUGCCACCGCGGGAUAGCUACCCUCUGUACCCGUGGUUACUUAGCCGGCACGGCCGUGGCGUCUUCCCCAUUGGAUUCCCUGGCAACUACCUCAUCCCGUUCCGCAAAUCGAAACGCGUCCGGACAGCGUUUUCGCCCUCACAGCUGCUCAAACUGGAACACGCCUUCGAAAGCAAUCACUAUGUGGUCGGGGCCGAACGUAAACAGUUGGCGCAGAAUCUGAACCUCUCGGAAACUCAGGUCAAAGUAUGGUUCCAGAACCGGCGCACCAAGCACAAACGUAUGCAACAGGAGGAGGGCAAAUCGGGCGAAUCGAGCGAUCAGAACCGCUCGACCUCGAGUCCGGCGUCCGGCGGAAGCUGCCCGGAAGACGACGAGGAUGAGUUCAUCGAUAUGGACGAGUGCCCGAGUGAUGAGGAAAAUAUGCACCACAAUGCAUGAAGGAAAAGAAGCAGGACGCCGCUACCGAAGCCGCCUUCUUAUGCCGAGUACGUCGACGACGUCCAACGUAGUAAGCUGUGCCAAAUAGACUAAGCUCCCCAAACCAUCAUGACGCUCCCGACUGAUGGCGACUGCGUAGAAGGCGAACUGCGACUUUGUGUUGCCUAUUGGGAUAGGAAACUGAACCCGUUUCCGCGGAACGAUGAUUGAUGAUGAAGAUGCAUGUGCCCAUGUGCAUGGACCGUAGAUGCCGCGUAUGCCGUGUUACAAAUCCUAAAUCGUCCAAUUAAGGCAGUCACUCAGACCUUUCAUGCGUUGGAAGCAGCAGGCAACGAAUAGCAUUUUGUUCGAGAAGGAGAAAACCAUUCCAGGAGCUGCAAUUUGUACCAGUGAUUGUUUUCUCAGCUGUAUGUUGGCAUUUGUUCAGCCCUAUUUGAAUUCUUAUAAGAGAUUUUGUGUUAUCAUUGUACCCUUAGUUUUGCAGUUCCCAGGAAGUUGCAAUUUGCGUGCGAGAGAGAGAUAGAGAGACAGGCAUUAAGCGUAAUAAGUGUAACGAGAAAGAACGUUAGGAAAUCUGUAUUAAAUGUGUAUAUAAUGAGUACUUAAUAGCUAUAUAAUAACAGGAGGCUUAAAUUGAUGGUAAUUUAAUUUUUAUUCCGCUCAUUUUGAGCAACGAUCGGAACGGGACGAUCUGUUCCUCCAACCACCCAGAAUACUUCCACGUCUUCAAACUGAGAUAUUGUAGUUUAAUUGAUGUAAACGUCGCCAGACGGACGAUCGGUUGCAUUCUGGAUGCUGUGGAAUAGCCACAGAAAAUUGAUGAUGAAUGUGUUAAUGUAGAUUUAAGUUGAUUGGAUCGUAUAGGCCGCGCGAGCGCAGUAAUGACGGAGUAAAUGAACUGGAAGUUAAUAUCAUUUGUAAAGCAAUUACGGCUACCUUCCACUAUCUACUUGUAGAACUCUUAUUGAAACUUCACUCUCUGUAUGGGAGUGAGGAAAGAAUAGUUACAAUGAAAUAAACGCAGUAUUCCCCAAAUUAA